Molecule: messenger RNA, 1374 nt
Organism: Aspergillus chevalieri
Lineage: Eukaryota; Fungi; Ascomycota; Eurotiomycetes; Eurotiales; Aspergillaceae
Product: DUF1776 domain-containing protein
Exons: 4
Coding region: 1-1374 (457 amino acids)
Source: RefSeq, a predicted model, not a curated record
AUGACGAGUGACGACCAGUUUUUCUUCGACUACCUUGCUUCGAUCCCCCAUGACGUAAAGCGAUACUCGCUCCAGGUUGCAAACUCCAUCGACCGGCAAGUCGAUAGUGCCGCUACAACCCUUCGAGACUCGCUGUCACAGCAGUCAUGGAUACCUUCGUCUGUACGACCAUCCCGGAAGACUGUUGAUAUCGUUCCAACCCGGUCGUUGACGGGUCGCGUGCAAGAUUGGAUGAUUUCGAAUCGGGCGUUGAGUGCCGCCGUCUUGGCGUUUGCUGGGACGACAUGCGUUUUGUAUUUUGGGAAUAAGACGUUUAAUGGAAAGCGGAGAAAGGCUAGGAGGGCAGGAAAUGGUGCCCGGAAAGAAAUAGUUGUUAUCGCCGGUUCACCGCACGACCCGAUGGUCAAGUCGAUCUCUUCAGACUUGGAGCGACGAGGAUACAUUGUCUAUAUUACUGUGUCGUCGACAGAGGAGGAACAUGUUGUUCAGUCGGAGAACCGGAUAGAUAUCAGGGCACUUUGGCUCGAUUUGACUACGACCCCUUCAUCGCCGUCCGAUAUUCAUCCGUCCUUACGUGGAAUCCGCUCCUUGAUCACCCAGCCUCAAUUCCCAAUGCCUGGUGUGCCACCGCACACUUGCCAGCUGAGUGGUCUCAUCGUGGUCCCUUCGUCCCACUACGAACAUGGCCCCGUGGCCACGAUUCCCCCAUCUGCCUGGGCCGAUACGGUUAACACUCGGAUUCUCUCCCCAGUGCUGGUGACCCAGCUUUUCUUGCCUCUCCUCACGCUGCGCAGCAGCCCUAGCAAUAUCGUCCUCGCCUAUCCCUCGAUUUCAUCUUCGCUCUCCGCGCCGUUUGCGGGUCCCGAGGUUGCAACUGCUCGUGCACUGUCAGGGUUUGCAACAUCUCUUCGAACGGAACUUAGUCUUCUGCAGAAUGGAAACGUGAGCGUGGUGGAAUUGAAACUGGGCAACUUGGAUCUAGGGUCGUCUCGACCUCAGAGCCGUGUUGCAGGGACGGAGACUCUUGGUUGGAAUGCUCAGCAGCGUGCUCAGUACGGGUCUCAGUACCUAUCCAGCAUUGAACAGCGGCCGGUAGCUUCCGCGGGACCUAGUGCGGUGCGAGGAUCCCCGGCGCGUCACUUGCACCACGCGGUCCUUGAUGCAUUGGAGCCGCCAUCGAAGAAUAUCUUCGGACAGAAGACAUCGAAGACAACAGUGGUGUAUGCUGGCCGUGGUGCGCGGACGUAUGGUGUGAUUGGGGCGUUGGCACCGGGUGGUUUGGUAGGAUGGAUGCUUGGGCUUCGCAGUGGAUACACGGCUGUGGGCGAUGGCAUGAGUGGGAGCUUCCAUGAGGCGAGUUGGGAGAAGGUUUGA